AUGGCCACCUCUGCCUCCAGUGCUGCUCCUCCUAUGGUGGAAGAUGACCACAACGACGAGCUCUACGCGAUGCAGCUCGCCACCGCUUCGGUCUUACCCAUGGCGCUGAAAGCCGCCAUCGAUCUCGGCGUGUUCGACAUCAUCAGCUCCGCCGGCCCCGCCGCUUCCCUCUCCCCUGCCCAAAUCGCCUCCCAACUUGCCUUUUCUACUACUGAUAGCAACUCCUCUGCCUCUGCUGCUGAUGUCGGCCAGAGGCUUGAUCCAAUCCUCCACCUCCUAGCUUCCCACUCUGUCCUCACUUCUUGUCCUACUGAAACCAGCGGUGAUGGGUUCCCCAGAUCGUACGGCCUGGCUCCCGUGGCGAAAUUCUUCCUCAAGGAUCAUGGGAAAGCUAGCAGUGAAGGCAAGAGAAGAGGGUCUCUGGCUCCCUUCGUGUCCUUGGUCCAGGACAGAGUCAUUCUCGAUUCCUGGGUGCACUUGAAGGAUUGGGUGAUGGAAGGUGGCGGGACACCGUUCUACAAGGCUCAUGGAAUGAACGGCAUGGAGUACAUGAACAAGGAUCCAAGGUUCAAGGAUGUGUUUGCCUCCUCCAAUUCAGAGCUCAGCCCUCUUGUCGCGGAGGCGGUGGUGGACAGGUACUGUGAAGAGCAGCAAGGUUUUGCAGGUGUGAAGUCACUGGUGGAUGUUGGUGGUGGUGAUGGAUCGACCAUGCAUCGGAUAGUCUCCAGGGUCCCGACGAUCGUCAAGGCUAUCAACUUCGAUCUGCCUACCGUCAUCCAGAAGUCUCCAUCAUUUCCAGGUGUGGAGCAUGUGGCAGGGGACAUGUUUGAAAGUGUCCCACAAGGAGAUGCCGUCUUCAUCAAGUGGGUUGUGCACAUGGUGGAUGAUGAGCAGUGCCUGAAACUACUCAAGAACUGCCACCAAUCUACACCAGAGAAGGGCAAAGUGGUGAUUGUGGAUGUUGUCAUCCCAGAGACCUCUGAAACUAAUGUUGCUGCAAAAGCCUUGCUACAGUUCAACCUCUAUAGAAAUGGGGUGAAACCUCAUGGCAAGGAGAGGACUCUCAGAGAGCUGGAGAGCUUGGCUGAGCAAGCUGGAUUUGCUCGUGUUCGAGUCGCCUGUAGUGCGUACAACUUCUCCGUCAUCGAGUUCCUCAAACUGUGUGAUGCACCUGCGUAGCUGAAAAUUUUCUUUAGUGGUUGUUAGUUCAUCACCCAAGGGAUUGUUUUUUUUUUUUUUUGGAUAAUGAUAGUUCAAUAAGGGAUUGUUGAAAUGGAUUCAUUUAAAUUGAGUGAUGAAUUGUUAUGCGGACAAUAGAUGGAGUCUUGUUGUUGUACUUUUGUCAC
Linum tenue is the source of this 1346-nucleotide messenger RNA. The record is from the annotation of a GenBank genome assembly. Lineage: Eukaryota; Viridiplantae; Streptophyta; Magnoliopsida; Malpighiales; Linaceae.